This is a messenger RNA of Cordyceps fumosorosea ARSEF 2679, 1329 nucleotides long. RefSeq names its product GLEYA adhesin domain protein. NCBI's taxonomy places the organism in Eukaryota, Fungi, Ascomycota, Sordariomycetes, Hypocreales, Cordycipitaceae. The record is from RefSeq and is a predicted model, not a curated record. Bases 1 to 1329 code for a protein of 442 amino acids. The transcript has a single exon.
AUGGCACUCAUCAGUCUUGUCAAAACUCUCACAUUUGCAGUGCUGUUCCAGCACGUUGCUGCACUAGAUGUACAUCUAGGUCUUGAUCUCGAUCUCAGUGGCGGAGGUCAUGGAGAGCAUAAGCCCCCUGCUAUCACCACCAUCACUAUACCCUACCUUGGAGGCCACAAGACUACGACUGUCAUCACCCAUUGUGGAAUCACAACGGUUGUUGUUGAGACUCCGUUGAUAACUGCCACUUGCAGCUGGACGACGUCAACCAAGCCCCCAACCACAACCUCCAGCACCUCUAAGUCUACCUCUCACCCUACCACCACCAUCCAUACCACCACUUCUGUUCCUCCUACCACCUCGACUUCAGAGAGUACUACAUCAACUCGGACCAUCACCACCACAUCUAAGCCUACUACUACCUCUCGUCCUCCUAUCACUUCUACUUCGGAGAGCACCACAUCAACUCAGCCUACCACCACAUCUAAGCCAACUACUACAUCUCUUCCUGCUACCACUUCUACUUCGGAGAGCACCACAUCAACUCAGCCUACCACCACAUCUAAUCCAACUACUACAUCUCUUCCUGCUACCACUUCUACUUCGGAGUGCACCACAUCAACUCAGCCUACCACCACCACUACCACCACUCAUGUCCCAGCACCAACACCCGGCGGUCCAUGCCCGCUCAUCAAGCCCGGCUGCCCCGCCUCCGGCCUCAACAUCGACUACUACUCCAACCCCUUCGCCGGCUAUAGCCGCCAGGGCAGCCUCCCCUGGUCCUACUACAUCACGCAGCGCCUGCGUCCCCUCGCCUCCGCCCUCACCAACAUUGUCUUCUUCCCGCAGGACGCCGGCCCGCCCGCCACCUUCCCCCUAGUGUACCCGAGCCCCGCGGUCCCCAACGCGGCCUACGCCAUCGGCUGGACCAAGCAGACCAACGGCGGCAUCGUCGUCGACGCCAACAACUUCACCCUCGUCUACACGGGCUUCUACCACGCUCCCGAGACGGGCCGCUACUCGCUCUGCACGACGUCGGACAACGAGAACGACGUCUUCUUCGGCCACGGCAGCGCUUUCAGCUGCGUCGACGGCGCGACGGACCCGGGGGCGCGUCCACUGGUAGUGGCGACGUGGGAGGGCGACGGCAACAGGCCCAGGUGCGCGGAGGUGAACAUGGUGCGCGGCGAGUGGUACCCGCUGCGCAGCGUCAUGGGCAACUGGGCGGGCCCAUCGGCGGUUGAGCUGACCAUCAAGACGCCGAGUGAGACGGUUGAGCAGCGCAAGCAUGAUUUCUCGGGGAAGGCGUAUCCCCAUCAUUGCGGUCUUUUCAUCUAG